Molecule: messenger RNA, 1992 nt
Organism: Paramecium tetraurelia
Lineage: Eukaryota; Ciliophora; Oligohymenophorea; Peniculida; Parameciidae
Exons: 2
Source: RefSeq, a predicted model, not a curated record
AUGAAUUAAAUGGAUGGAUUGAUUGAAGAGAAUACACAAUUAAAGAAAGCCAUCAUAUCCUCAAAAGCUGUCAUAUCACGCAAGAUAAAUGAAUUUGAAACAUUACAAGCUAUAAAUGAUGAAUUAAAACAACACAUUGAUAAAUUGAAAUUGGAUAAUAAUGAAUUGAAUCAAAAACUUAGAAUUGCACUCCACGAAAAAAAAUAAACUGAAUAGCAAUUUGAUAAUGCCAGCAAAAGUUGGAAAUUACUAAUUGAGCAAAAACAAAGAGAACUAGAAGAAAUCUAAAGCAAAUUAAGUCCUUCUUUUGAUUAGGACAUGAUUAGAAUCAAAUUGUUGAAUGAAUUAGAAAUACCUCAUAGAUAAUAACUUGAAGUUAAAUAGAAUGAAAUUGAAAAGCUAAAUGAGGUUAUCUAUCAACUUAAAAGAAAUCUGGAUCUUGAAAUUGCUAAAGUAGAAACUACUAAAUUAGAAAAUGCAAAAGAAAUCAAAUUGAUUCAAGAACGAUUCAAAUUGGACAACUCUGAUUUGCAACAUCAAAUAGAAGAACUAACCAAAAUAAUAGAGGAUAGUAAAGAUAGAGAUCUCAUAAGAAGAUUGAGAAAGGAUUUGGAUGAAUAUAAAUUGAAAUUUAAUAAUGCAGACACAGAAAAUGUAGAAUUAAGAAAUGAGAGAGACAAAAUAAGAGAAGAAAAAAAUGAAAUUAUGAUUAAGUUUGCCAGAUAAAUAGAUUAAGAAAGAAAUGAUAAACGCCAAUAUAAAAGCGAUUUUGAUAAAAUAUAAGUGAGAACCAGAUUUAUUGAAGAUGAACUAAGAAAGGAGAAGUAAAGAAGAGAGUAACUGUCCACAAAUUUUGAAAUAAUGAAAACUGAAAAAGAUUAAUUACUGACUGAAAUAAGAAAGAAGGAUGACACUAUUCAUUAUUUACAAAGGAAAAUUGGAGAUAUGGAAGAAGAAUAAUUAGAAUAAGAAUAAAAAGUUCAAGAUAAAUUAACUCGUCUUUAUCAGGAUGAGCAUGAUAAAUAUUUACAAGAGAGAAAUAAAGCAGUUACACUGCAGAAAGAUCUUGAUAAUUUGAAGAAGAGAUUUAGUGAUUUGCAAGACGAUUACAAAAUACUUAAGGAUAGAUAUCAAAAGGAUAAUACGGAUAAUAAGGAUAACAGCAAAACUUAAAAUGAAGAAAUAGAGAAAUUAAAGAAGAUUGUGUCUUAGUAACUCAAAGACAUUGGUGAUUUAGAAAGAUCAAAUAAAAAUAGAGAAGAGUAGAUACAUGACAUUGAAAAUGAAAACGAAACUUUGAAGAGAAGAAAUAGAGAAUUACAACAUAGAAUAUAAUUGAUUGAAGUUAAUCCUUUACCCUCCCCCUAAUAAUAAACAUAGAUGAUAUUUAAUCAAUCAUAAUAUCCAAGUUUCGCUUAGUCUCCUCAAUACGUUUAAUAGAUAUAAGAUUAAUAUGAAACUAAACCUAAGCAAAAUACUGCAGCUUAAUCAGAAAAUGAACCCUAGAAUUAAACUUAAGCAUAAAAAUAAACUCUCUAAUAGAUAACAGAAGAAAAUAGAACAUUAAUUCAAAAAAAUAAAAAGCUUAGCAAAAAAUUAAAGGAAGCUAAUGAUAAAAUUUUAGAACUUUCUAUGAAAAAUACUCUUUUAGAAAAGUAAAUAUAAAGGUAGCAUUCAGUCCCUUAAUAUUCAAAUUAGGAAUAUUAAGGUAAUUACACUCAUUCUUAAUCUCCUCUUAGAUACAAUUACGAAAACUAUGAUUAAUAAGACACAAGACAGGCGUAGCAAACUCAUACUGACACUAGAUUAGAUAGAUUUGACAAGUCGGAUAGAUAUGGUUAACCAAACUAAGAUAAAUAUCGAUCUCGAAAUUAAUCAGGGAUGAAUUAACAAUAUAAUUAAGGCCAUUAUAACUAGAUUCAUGAGGAUGAUUUACUGAAUAAGGUAAUGAUGCUGACUAACAAUAAUACCGGGUAAACAAAGUAUUGGUGA